AAAAGUUCAGUUUAACGUGUCAAGAGGUUCCCCCAUAAACGUUUUAUCGUGUAAAAAAAAACCAACAGGAAGUGCUCGGUCUGUAAAUCCGUCAAGCCUUACGCUUGGUUGGAAGGAGGGCGGCGUGUUUCUACCGGAGACAGUCCCGUUAAACGGAGCGGUCGAACGGACAGACGCUUCCACCGUGCGCCGAAACAAAUAAAGCAAACCAGAAAGGAGAAGAAGAAGAAGAGCAGAAGGAACUUGGCGAGUCUUUCUUGUUUGAGGUCAAAGUUCAGCAGUCAUCAUGGCAGACGAAGCAGACAUGCGCAAUGAGCUGGCAGACCUGCAGACGCGAGCAGACCAGAUAGCUGAUGAGUCUCUGGAGAGCACUCGGCGUAUGCUGGCUCUGGUUGAGGAGAGUAAAGAUGCCGGCAUCAGGACUCUGGUCAUGUUGGACGAGCAGGGAGAACAACUUGAUCGUGUGGAGGAGGGCAUGAACAAGGUGAACGCAGACCUGAAGGAGGCCGAGAAAGAUUUAAAAGAUAUAGGACAAUGCUGUGGUCUGAUAUGCCCAUGUAUUAAAAAGAUUAAGGGCGGGGGCCAGGCCUGGGGAGGGAACCAGGACGGAGUGGUGAACAGCCAGCCAGGGGCUCGAGUGGUGGACGAGCGUGAACAGAUGGCCAUCAGUGGGGGCUUCAUCCGCAGGGUAACAAAUGAUGCCCGGGAGAAUGAGAUGGAUGAGAACCUGGAGCAGGUGGGCGGCAUCAUUGGCAAUCUGCGUCACAUGGCCCUGGACAUGGGCCAGGAGAUUGACACCCAGAACCGCCAGAUUGAUAGGAUCAUGGAGAAGGCUGAUUCCAACAAGACCAGGAUUGACGAGGCCAACCAGCGUGCUACAAAGAUGCUGGGCAGUGGCUAAACUGCAGUGAAAAGUGCUUUCAUCCCUGUUUAACUCCAGGCACCCUUAAAAUAACAACAGCAACCAAACCCAGCCCGGCCCCCGAACAGCAACGGCACCCACUUCCUACGCUCAACAGCAAGCGCUGCAAAAUCAUGCUUUUAUUGUGAUACUUGUAGAAGUUUGCUUACAUGCACAUAUCAAACAUUCCUCCACCACACCUCUCAUUCCUGCCCAUCACUUCCCUCAGUCCCUCCCUCCCCUUAUUGUCAGUGUUGUUCUGUGUUGUCGCUCUUUUGAUUUUGUUAAGAAAUAAUAGUUCUGUUACACAACAUCCUCUCAGGCUCUCUUCACACUGUACACAGUGCUUCUUUAAUGGCUUCAUUGAUUUAGACCCCUUGUCCUGUUUUCUUCGUCACUCUUUUUUUAAAGUCUGCGUAUAAUAUAAACUAUAUUUACACCUUGUUCAAAGAUGUCCUUCCCCCAUGUCAAUAUUUUGGUGUUGUCCAUGUAAGACACACUGUGUAUUCAUCAGUUAAGAUGUUGUGAUGCUACAUGACAAGGCCACAGUGAAUAUCCAUCAGUAUAGAGAACGUACAGCCCAAACAGCUUGUAACCAAGGCCACUGUUUACAUACAAUUAUUUAUUGUAGAUGUGGAACCACUCAGAUCUUAAUAACGUAGUAGACCAUGGAUACUCAGUUAACUACUGGUUGGUGAGCCAUUUGGAUGAAACUAUGAACUUGUUGGUCAGGACUGUUAGUGCAGCAGUAUUUUACAAACUCUAUUAAUCUAGCAGUAUUAAAAGAAUUUGAUGCCAUAGAUUGUAUAGUAUAUACCUUUUCCUCAGGGAGCUAAAUCUAACCAUUCAAAAGCGAGGGUUGAAUUUUGAAUUGAUCCGCUGUAAUUCAUAAAAACUAUACUUCAUAUUUGUAUUAUAAGGCUCAGUGUACGUGUGAAAAAUUGCAUCUGUAUGUCGUCUGAACAGCACUAUCGGCGGGACUCUUGUUUAACCAUCAGACAAACAUUGGGCAUUAAUCUUAACAGCUAACAUUGUAAUUGAUCAUGAAAGGAGGCGGAGCUUUGCUAGAGGUCGUAGUUCAACAGCAACCAAUCCAACUGUUGGACAGAGUUACAGGAGGUUGAACAACUUCUUCACAUACCAGGCCAGACCGCUUUACCCAUGAAUCAACCCUAGCAGUAUGAAGUAGUGCAUUAAGUGUGUUAUGCAUGUCCAUCCACUGCUAGAAGACACAGAAUACUUAAAUUAUCCAGGCAAAAAUAUCCAAACAUGGCCACCGCAUGCUACAUAUGUAGGCCACACAGAGGAGAGGCCAAUAUUUAUCUGCAAUAGUGCCAGUCUUUUUGUUUCAUGUCUCUUUACCUUUCCAGACUGUGACCAUCACUGUAAAAUAAUACCUUGGAAAAUGCCAAUAAAACCAUCAUAAACGUA
Molecule: messenger RNA, 2332 nt
Organism: Xiphias gladius (swordfish)
Lineage: Eukaryota; Metazoa; Chordata; Actinopteri; Istiophoriformes; Xiphiidae
Product: synaptosomal-associated protein 25-B-like
Exons: 8
Coding region: 287-901 (204 amino acids)
Biological process (GO): synaptic vesicle fusion to presynaptic active zone membrane; exocytosis; synaptic vesicle priming
Cellular component (GO): synaptobrevin 2-SNAP-25-syntaxin-1a-complexin I complex; plasma membrane
Molecular function (GO): syntaxin-1 binding; SNAP receptor activity; voltage-gated potassium channel activity
Source: RefSeq, a predicted model, not a curated record